Molecule: messenger RNA, 966 nt
Organism: Acaulospora morrowiae
Lineage: Eukaryota; Fungi; Glomeromycota; Glomeromycetes; Diversisporales; Acaulosporaceae
Source: the annotation of a GenBank genome assembly
AUGAAGUUUCACGGAUUUUAUAACAUUUAUUCAAGUCCUUCGAAAAUUGUCCGUGUUAACACCAACGACGAAUAUGAUUCUUACGAUUCUACUUACGAGCGUCCAGAUUCGCCUGUGACGAGUGAAGGGUACGAUCCUAACAAAUAUAUUUAUUCACAGUCGAGUUCCGACGAUUCGUCGACGAUUUCGGACGACGAGUUUUUCAAGGAUUUUAUCGAGGAAAAACAAGAUUACGAUCAGAGGGCGACACAGGAAUUCAUAUGCUUACGGUCUGCAUGCGCUCAAAGGUUUACUAGCGAACUUGCCCUACAGCUGCACCAAGAACUAUAUCAUACGCAAAUUCCGCUCGUUUAUAUUGAACCGGAAAAUCCUGUAAAGCUGAAGGCAUACAAGAGGACUAAAAUCUCAACAUCCUCACCGCACACUCUAACCAACUCCAAAUUCGACGGUGAAAAUCAUGUUGCUCACAAAGUUCAAAAUAGAGAGAACCAUAGAUUAAAUGCGUACAAAUGUUUCAUCCCAAGUUGUGAUAAAGCGUUUGCGACUGCCGAAAAGCUGAAGUUACAUCACACUUCUCAUGCCAUCAGAAAAUCGUACAUAUGUACAGUUCCAGAAUGCAAGAAAAGUCUUUCAUCAAUGCAUUGUUUCAAAAGGCAUUAUACUAAUGUGCACAAUAUCAAGAAUCCGUAUGUGUGUAAAGAGAUUGGGUGCGAGCGGAGAUUCGAAAGGUUUAUGGACUUGAGUUCCCAUUAUAAGUUUGAUCAUAAGCAACCAUUGAUUGUUAGAUCAGCUCAUCAGGUUGGAGAAUCAUCAAGACGAAUGGAUUUUAGAGAAAGUGAUCUCGGAUUGACCGAAACGGACUGUCUGAAUAUUUCCGACGCGGGGUACGCAUGUGAUAUCAAAGGAUGUAAUUUGAAGUUCCGUAUCCGUCGAUUAUUAACCUUGCACAAGAAUACGUCUCAUUAG